AGGAUGCUCGGACAGAGAGAGCAGGAAUCAGGCACCUAUCCAUAAAAAAACAGCCCGUUAUGUCCGGAGAUCAUGGAAAAACAGAAACUUUUGUUUAGACCCGCGCCUGAUCUGAGAUUGAGUAUGGAUUACCUCGACUCAUAUGGACAUCCAGUUAAUCUGCGCUGAAGCGAUUGUUUGCUCUUGGUGCAGCUCGCUGGAGGCACGGCGCGGGCGGAAUUCUGUGAGCAGCCACAGUGCGGACCCUUCUCCUCUGACCACCUCGGACAAAACAUGAGUCUCUCUACAUGGAGGGCCUGAUGCUCGAAUCUGCUUUAACGGGGCUCUGCUGGGCCGCCGUGCACAGAGGCCGGUGCAUGCUCUACUUGAGACUGCUCAUGGUGGUCUCCAUGACGACCGCACACCCACCUGCUGAAGAUUGGCCUUUGGUGGCUACCAACAUGCCAAAGCAGUCUCUGGAGAAAGUGCCACAUUACGCAGCUUCACCUUCAGCCUUGCCAUCAUCUUCUUUCAAAGCCUCAGGACAGUCAAGCGACGUCCACAAAACAUUCCCCCCUUUGCCUGACACUGAACCACUCAAAGCCUCAGAGAAUUACUAUAGUGCUACAGUUGACGCUGUGUUUGGCUCAACAGUCAUGCCACCUCAGAGCUACCUUUCUAGCCCUGAGCAUCUAUCUGCCCCAGCACUAAGUUCCUUAGACUCAACUGAGGGAGACAGAACUAGUUCUGGAGUUUCUUCAAGACUGUCUCGGGAGGUGAAGCCUCCUGUCUUUCAAAAUGUGCCCCCUUCUUCCGGAACUGUCGAACAGACUUCAGCCAGCUCAUACACACCUGCUUUAAACAUCUCUCCUUCUCAAUUGCUUUCAACUGAAUUGGAUUCUUCUGAAGAGCCACCUUUUCCUCCUCCUGACCUACAAACUGAAGCUGUUAUCAAUAGUAUUUCUGCCCUUGGACAAGUAGAGCCAUCUACCAGAAUCAGAGACUUUGAUAAUUUACAUUUUAGUCAUGACCUAAAUAUGCAAAAUGAUGCUAAUGCAGGUGGUCACCUGUUAAAUCCAAGUCAUGCCCUUUUUGGAAACCAGUAUGUGACCUCAUCUUCUGCAGAGCCAACUAUGGGCCCGCCAGAAGACUUUUUCCCAACCAACACUAUGGAUGUGGACUAUGGUUCUGGGGAUUACUUAGAAACUAUGUCCUUCAUGGGGUCUGAGGGAGACGGCUACUCUUUGGUCACCAAUUCUCCCUCUGACAUGUAUGACUUUGAAGAUCCAAACUCUGAGUCCUAUGACACAUCUUUUCCCACAAGAAUAGUGAUACCUUUGUCCACCAGACACCUAUCUCCCAUUCCUACUAGUGCUGUUUCCAGUAUACAUGUUACUGCUUUUCCCAAUCAGACCUCCAGUAUUAAGUACAAUUCAACUAGUACCCCAAAUGUAACUAACACCGUUCUCAACAGGCAAACGACCGCUUCCAUAAAUGUAGUGAGUCCUAGUUCCACUAAUUUAACCAGUAUUCCCAACAUUUUGACCCAUAUACCCAUUUACACCACCAUCUAUUCAGGCAUCCCAACUGUCCAACCAAAAGCAGUCCAUUCCUUGACUGUGCACCCCACUGUUUCUGCCUCCUUAAAUCAGAGUGGCUUAGUCAAAGAGAGUUCAGAGUCAGAUUCUGGUUGGCCUGACAGCAUUACAGUUGAACCCACCGAUGUUCUUCUGCCUGAUAUGAAUAGUCUGGAGUACUACACCAUUCAGCUCUCUAAGGGCAAUGAAAGCUUGCCAGAGCGACGGGACAACCAGACCACUUCCAAGUAUUUCUCUAUUGUUCCAGGAAGUACUACUCAUAUAAUGGCCACCAGCACCUAUACAAUGAUGUAUGGAGAAGAGCUACAACCUGUGGACAACAACUCCUGGCCCGAAGAUUCUUCUACAGAUAUCUCGGGAUUUGAUCCGUUCAACACGACCAUUCUGGAUCUGUCCGAAGUGAGACCCAGUCUGACAAAUACAACAGUGCCAUUCUUGGAUUCAUCAGUGACAUUAACUCCAUCCAUGGACUUUUCAACUUCACUGUGGAAUCUGACUGCAACUCCUGACUGGAUUAGCACUGAAUUAGUGCCAUCUGCUAUAGCCACUAGCACCUCUUCGGUACUGUUUGAGUCACGUACAGUAUCAGAAGAGCCAGAUGUAACGGCAUCAAAUACCACAGACAUCCACUGGUUUGUCAGUUCCACAUUGCCAGAGGCUCUUCAGCCUACCCCUACACUUAUCAGUGAUGUAUUAACCCACACUCUGAAUGUGACUGCAUUGCCCACUCAGCCAGACUUCAGUAGCACCUCCAACUUUCCUGUGACAGAGAUGGCUGACCAAGGCAUCACAGGACCUCCAUCAGAAAGCCCUUUUACUGAGGUUAUUGAUGAUGGAAUGACAACAUUUACCAACACUGAAACCCUGUCCACUUCAGUAUCCGACAGUGACACAACUGUGACAACCCCAUUAACUAUCAUGACAUUUACAAGCCCCAUGGAUGAGGCAUUUAACACGACUACCUUGCCCACGACAGCUAAAGACCCUUCAGCGACAACCCUAAAGGCCACUCCUCAGACCACUACUGUCCGGGAGUACCUCUGCAACAUCACCAAGCCUGACACCUACUUAGUUCGAGUUGGUUUUCCACCUGGCUCCACAGCUGGCUAUGCGAAAGCCAAAGUCAGAGAGAUCCUCAAAGCUGAAUUCAAUCGAUCAGUUGAACUGCAGGUAGUGAAAGCUCCUCCAGACUUUGUGUUUCGGGCUGUGUCUGGUCCUGUUGUCUACACAGCUAUAUCAGUCAUGAACGCUCUGAGACAGUCCACACGUACGUCUCGCUCCAUCCUCAGUGUGUCCCCCAUCAGUCCUGUGCCAGGCCUACAGUACCACGUCCACUCUGUGCUCCAGUUUGUCCCCAGUCACAUAGAUGUGCAUGUGUGUACGUUCAGUGAGCACAUAGAGAGAGGCCUGACUUUGGCCUUUGCUGAAGUGCGCCGGCGCUCAAAGGAGUCUACUAAUUUCACUGUACAUAUAUUGAACAUCACUAUGAGCCCUAUAGCUAAGAGCCAAAGACAGCCGAGUGGGCCGGUGGACAUCACUUUUGUUGUGCGUGAUGCUCGGGGGUACAUACUGGGGUCAGAGGUCAGCAGCCUCCUGAGACAGCUCAAUGUGGUGGAGUUCAGCUACUACCUGGGCUACCCUGUUCAGCAGAUCGCAGAGCCUUUCCACUAUCCUGAGCUGAACACAACGCAGUUGCUGCGCUCCUCAUGGGUGAGAACAGUGUUAUUGGGGGUGAUGGAGCAGCGUGUGAGUGAUAGGAUUUUCCAGGCAAAGAUGGAGAGGAGACUGGCUCUGCUGCUGGGGGAAGGACUGGGCACAGGACGGCGUUUUAAAAGAGCCACCAGCAUAGGCAACAACAGCGUGCAGAUUGUACAGACCACACGGCUAACAGGGCCGGAUAACCCUCUGGAGAUGAUCUACUUUGUGGAAGGUGCUAACGGUGAGAGGCUACCUGCUGUCACCACAGCUAACCUGCUGAACAAACUGGAUGUCCAGCGUGCCGCUAUAGUGCUUGGAUACCGUAUCCAGGGCAUCCUGGCCCAGCCUGUGGAGAAGCAGGCGUCGUCACCCUCUGAGACGGAGAACGCCAACACAUGGAUUAUAGUAGGAGUGGUGGUGCCUGUGCUGGUGGUGGUGAUUAUCAUAACCAUACUGUACUGGAAACUGUGCCGCACAGAUAAACUAGAGUUUCAGCCGGACACCAUGAGCACCGUCCAGCAGAGGCAGAAGCUGCAGGCUCCUAGCGUGAAGGGCUUCGACUUUGCCAAGCUGCACCUGGGCCAGCACAGUAAGGAUGACCUCAUGGUGAUUCAGGAGCCGUUACCGCUGCCAGUGUCCGCUAAGGAGCCAAGCGCUGCUGAAAAUGCAGAGGCAUCCACACCCAAAUCCAAAGGCUCCUCCACCAAAGCCUCAAGAAACAGCCAGCAAAGGAAAGGACGGAUUUCCCCUUCGGACGGCGAUUCAGUGGGCAGUGAUCCGUCCAGUGAUAAAGAGUCUCCCAAAGAGAACCCGAGACUGCCCAGUGACUCCAAGCAGCCUCGCAAGAUGGCCACUAACGGAUUGAAUGGUCCUCCUCCACUGAAUGGUGUAGAUGAGCAGGUGUCCUCAGCCUCCAUCUUUGAGCAUGUGGACCGGAUGUCCCGCUCGGUGGACGGUGCCAACAAACGCUUGUCCAGCAAGAUCCAGCUGAUCGCCAUGCAGCCCAUGCCUGCUUUACCCUUACCUAACCCUGCAGUCACUGACAAGGCUGCCGAGAACACCAAGAUCACCAAGGAGAUCCAAGUUGCUCUGAGACAAAAGUCUGAGAUCGAGCACCAUCGUAAUAAGAUCCGCCUAAGGGCCAAGAGGAAAGGCCACUAUGACUUCCCUGCCAUGGAUGAUAUCAUUGACGGCCUGGGUGACCCCAAAGAGCAGGACCGCAUCUACCAGAAGGCUCAGAUGCAGAUUGAUAAGAUCCUGGACCCUGACAUCCACAUGCCCCCUCUCUAUACCGAGCCCAAGAAAAGUGGCAGAGAGAGGCGUUCACCCAGACAGAGGAAGAAGCAGCAGAUGAAUGGAGAUCUGGUAGAUGCAGACAGAGACAGACUCAUCACCACAGACAGUGAUGGCACAUAUAAGAAAUACCCUGGAGUCAACAACAUAGCAUAUGUGUCGGAUCCAGACCAGGGCCCUGAACCACACAGCCCGUCCCCGACUGACGAUGUGUUUCUGGGCCCAGUGUCACCCCCACCAGGCCAUGCUCCACCUCCUCCACCCUACCUGCCCCCUCAGCCAUCUAUAGAAGAGGCCCGGCAGCAGAUGCACUCCCUGCUGGAUGAUGCUUUUGCCCUGGUGUCCCCCUCUUCACAGGGCAGCAACGCUGGCAUCACUCUACCUGGAGUGGGGAUCAGUGGUGGACCCGCUGCACCCUCUAGCCCCCCAUCCCGUGGUCCGCGACCCUGGGGCCCUUCUUACCCCGCCCUCAGCCCAUUCUCUGGGAGAUAUGCUGAGUUAGGCCUGCCACCUUCUACAGUACAAGGCUUACUGCAGAGGCAGGGGCUGGGGUCCGGCUACCCACCAGGAGAUGGAUUAGGUGGAGAGCAUCUGCAGACUGAGGUGCUUUUCAACAGCAGAGGGGGCUGCAUGGAUGAGCUGCCCUCCUCUGCUAGACCACGACCAGUAGGGGGCACCACAGGUGCUCAACUACACCACUUAACCCAGGUAGGUCUGUCAGGCCGUUUGGGUGAGAGCAGACAACCUGGUGGCUUAAACUGUGGGCCUUAUCAUGAAGAGGACUUUAAAAGACCUGCCAACAGAGAUCCCACAUCCAGAAAUGGUAUGAGGGAGCCCACUGCUCCACCUGCCCACCUGGACUCCAUCGGCCUGGGCUACCCCCCCUCUGCACCCAUGGAGGAGUCCUCUCCUCCUAACCACUCAUCCGCCUCACUCAUCAAAGCCAUCCGAGAGGAGCUGAUGCGCCUGUCUCAGAAGCAAGCAGCUGUCCCGGGCUACCACAGCUGAGACCUGGCUCUGUGUAUGGCUCCUUCGGGCCCUCCACACAGCAAUACUGCACUGCACUGUACUUCCCAUGGAAGUGGCUUUUUUGAGUGGGAAAGAAACCCUGUAAGCCCUGUAGGCCCUGCUGCUCUGCCGCAAGGAGCACUAUGGUAGAAGAAGAAGACAUUCUGAGAUUUGUUAGGAAGUGACUACUUCACUGGUAGCCAAAGCUUUACCUGAUAUCAGUGCAGCUGAACAUUGUAUCUGACAGUAAAGGCCCCGUCACUUACAAUCUUAAAAAUGAAGGCACCAAAAAGAGUUAAUUGGAGUGAUGAUAUAAAGGAACCACUGUUGUUUUCCUAAAGAUUUUUAAAAACUUUUUAGCCAUCCAGUGUUUGGAAAAAGUUUUGUCUCCUUUAUUGUUAUUACUUUUGUCAAACUGUAAGCUCAGGCUACUUCGUAGCAUUCGUAAGACUCAAAAAACGACAAAGGCUAUAUUCACAUUACCAGGUUGAAGUGGCACAAAUCCGAUUUUUGCCCUAAUGUGUUCUGAUGUUUUCAGGGCUGUGUGGACACGCAA
Messenger RNA from Colossoma macropomum (tambaqui), 6132 nucleotides. RefSeq names its product UPF0606 protein KIAA1549. The record is from RefSeq and is a predicted model, not a curated record. NCBI's taxonomy places the organism in Eukaryota, Metazoa, Chordata, Actinopteri, Characiformes, Serrasalmidae. The transcript is spliced from 21 exons. Bases 288 to 5576 code for a protein of 1762 amino acids.